Molecule: messenger RNA, 1908 nt
Organism: Symbiodinium sp. CCMP2592
Lineage: Eukaryota; Dinophyceae; Suessiales; Symbiodiniaceae
Source: the annotation of a GenBank genome assembly
AUGUCGACUCCGGAAUCGCCCAUCCGUCCCUCGCAGACGCCUGCCAAGCGCCGCAUCAGUCAUCUCGACUCCCCGCAUAGUCAGAUCUCGGUCUCCGAAGAGACCACCCACAAGAAGGGCCGAGCCGAACUCGACACGCCAGUAACGCCUGGCACGGGGCACACAGCAACAUCUGAUGCAGCUUGGCAGACAGCCGAUGUCGUCGACAGAGCUCUGGCCCGUCGGCGAUCCGAACCCCAGCCCUCGGGAUGCAACGAAUCCAAUGUGGAUGACGAUGCGGGAGACGGCGAAGAUGGUGGCGACGACGAAGAUGCUGCUGGGAAUGAGGCAGCACCUGCCGCUGCUGGCAAGACCGAGGCGCCGAAGACCAAGUCCGAGCUACAGAAGCUGCGCGAGAACUUUGCUAACACAAUGCACUUGUGCUCGCAUUUCUAUGCCGACCGGACCCUGCAACGGCAAAUGCGACUCGUCAGCACGGCCUGCAGACCUGUCCGAAAGUCCUACCAGAAGUCAUUGGUGGAUCAGAAGAGCCAGGAAUCCACCAUGGAGUUUCAAGCCUCCCGGGCCGCGGCCGGCUGGUUCGACACGGCCCGCGAGACGCUGCAGCUGAUCCAUCAACCAGAAGCAUUGCAGCAGUUCAAUGUGACGACGUCUGCGUCGACAGCCAUCCUCGAGGAGGAUGAUGUUUUGGCCGGCGAUUCCUGGUUUGUCGAGGAAGCUGAUAUGGUGGAUACCUUCUGGAAGCUUCUUGUGGAGCUGGCGUCUGCGAGAUCUUGGAGCCAGAUACAAUUUUCGACCAUCCAGCCUUGUGCUCUAGCGAUUGCGCUUAGCCCCGACAACGGCCCGAACAGCCUGGCACAGAAGCUGCUCCACGAGCAACGUGAUACUUGGAAGGCUGUACUGUCAGCGGAACGAUCAUCGGCGAGCGACUCCAAGCUGAGCCCCGGCGACAGGAAUGCACUCACGCUGGUGCUCCGCGACUUGGGGUGGAAUCGCCUUCAGGUGGCACGGGAGGCGAUGCUCGAGUGCACGGCCGCCGGCUGGAAAGUAUCCCACGCGCGUGUGCAAGAAACGGCCCACUGCCUUUUCGGAGGACCAGCCCAAACGAAGUACGAGCUCGAGGACCUGUUUGCUCAUUUGGCGUCGAUCGCACGUGCCUCCAAUCUCCCAACCUUCUUCACUGUGGAUCUCGAUCCUGCCCACUGCUCGCCAAUCUGGCUGUUCAACAGCAAGCUUGACCGGUGCGACUGGCUGCGACAUCAAGUGAAGCUGCUCCACCCACUGCUUGUCCCACCGGAUCUCAGGGGGUUCAGCAUCGUUCUGCAAAAGACUGGGCCACCACAAGAGCCACUGCCUGCGGCGCUGCGGGCAGGAGUGUUCUUGACUGUCAAGCAGCUCAGAGAGCUGCAGGGACACUUUCACUUUCCGAUCCCUGGAAGAGGAUGCGGCUCAGGAAAGAAGGGCAAUGUCAUCAAGAAGGACCUGGCUAAUGCACUGUUGACGUUUAUGUUCGGUGAAUCAUUGGCAAAGGCCGACCGGGAGCAGAUGCUCAACACCCUCAUGGGGCAACAAUGGGACCGCCAGGGAAAGGGAUCCCCCCAUGCCGCUGAGCUCGUCGCUGCUUUCAAAAGCUUGGACCCAACAGAUCAGCCGCACUUUUGCAAGCUGGCGGCCGUGGCAUCUGACGAAGCCAAGCUUAAGGAGACGCGUGCAGCUCGUGCUGACAUCCAGGCAGUCCAUGCUUCACCGGCAUACGAGACCCCGAGGGCACUGGCCAAGCUCCUCCCUUUCGGCGAAAACUUCAGCUGUCGUUUCAGCCGACACCCGGUAUUGAAAAGGUACCAGUGCUACAUCAUCGAUGGAGUCAGCGGCUUCUCGUCGUCAUUCGACAAUUCCUUUUUGGUUUAA